AUGACCUACCAAUUACAACAACAAUGAAACCAACUACUACAGCAAUACCAACUACAACAAACACACCAAGAAUGACAACAAAAAGGACUACAACAAUAACACAAACAACAACGAUGACGACGACGACGACGCCUACCACAACGACGACGUCACCUACAACAUUGGCGUCUAUGCCUACUACAACAUCGACGACGCCUACCACAACAUUACCAACCAAACUGCCAAAAUCAACAACAGAGAAAUCAGGGACCAUUAUGUUUACAACUAUAGAUGGCACUCAUGCAACUAAUACAACAUUGCCCUCUACCCCUACACAUAACAAUAUACCAGCUAUAGUGGGUUUGGUACUAGGACUCAUGGCCCUACUGAUUCUAAUAAUUGUCAUAGUUUACAUGUUCAGGAGACAUAAAAAUAAGCAGAAUAAAGGCACACAGAAGAUCAACAAUGCAAAUGAUUCCAUUAAAACACCUCCACUUAAUCCAGUUGGGAUUCAAAAUGUACAAGACGGGUAUGAGGUUCCUAUUGCAGAUCCUAGGUACGAGGCUCUUGCAAUAGAUAACCAUGCAUAUGAGUCCAGGGAAAAUGUUUAUAGCAAGUUAGCUAAAUAGACAGAUAAUAUAUUUUGUAUUGGGAGGCAAAAAAGACAAGAUAAUGUAGUUCCUGAUGCAUAUAUAUGGACAAUGAAGUUAAUGACUCAAGAACAUUCAAGUUAAUUCAGUAUAAUUAUGAGAACCCUCAAACUAUACUGGAACUCAUACUUAAUAUAUGUUGUGAAAUCACUGUUUCAGAGUCAUAUCUCACAUGUAAGUUUCAUCCUUGUAUUUUUCAACUUAACUUACUUGUAUGAUGAAUUGAGACUGUACAGGUCUAUGGUCACUGUCAGUGUAUAGCUGGCCAUCUAGUCUUGUAUAGGACCUCUGAUCAACACUCAACGUUUGAUUUUGAAAAGCAUCAUCAUGGACCAUCCACAAUAUUCUGUCAGUCCAUGCAGGCUUCCUUUGUUUUUUGCUAAAAAUACACAUAUAAGUGUUUAUGAGUUAAAAUAGACUAUAACCAAAACUUACAUCAUAAUUAAUAUGUACAAUCACAAGUGAAUAAACAAUAUGAAAUAUUUUACUCUGAUAUAUUUGAGCUAUUUACUCGUGUUUCUGUUUAUUGUG
Molecule: messenger RNA, 1160 nt
Organism: Owenia fusiformis
Lineage: Eukaryota; Metazoa; Annelida; Polychaeta; Sabellida; Oweniidae
Source: the annotation of a GenBank genome assembly